Messenger RNA from Nelumbo nucifera (sacred lotus), 624 nucleotides. Its product is annotated as Late embryogenesis abundant (LEA) hydroxyproline-rich glycoprotein family. The record is from RefSeq and is a predicted model, not a curated record. Gene Ontology annotation, biological process: defense response to other organism. NCBI's taxonomy places the organism in Eukaryota, Viridiplantae, Streptophyta, Magnoliopsida, Proteales, Nelumbonaceae.
AUGACGACAGAAUCCAAUCAAGACCCAGAAAGCAAACAGCAGCAAGAAAUAAAGAAACGUCGGUGGCGCAUACUAGCAGUGGCGGUGAUCCUCUCCGUACUCACCCUCUUGGUUCUCUGCGUCAUCCUGGCCUUCACGGUCUUCAAGCUCAAACACCCCAGGACCCAACUCGUAUCGGCUACAGUCGACGGUGUAGCGCCACGUGUGUCAUUCCCGGCCCUGAAGAUAGAGCUGAACAUCACCCUGGACCUGGAGAUCCUGGUUGAAAACCCCAACCGCGCCAGCUUCAAACACGGCCCAGGAAAGAGCCUUGUUUUCUACCGUGGCAAGCAGGUGGGAGAGGUUGACCUGGCUCCCGGCCGGAUCCCAGCGCGAGGGUCGGAAACGAUUCGGGCCCGGUUGACGAUAGAGGCGGAUGAGUUCGUGUCGGAAUUGGGGAAUUUGAUCAGAGACGUGUCGAGUGGGGAACUGGUAAUUGAUACAGCCUCAAGGAUACCUGGAAGGAUUACGUUUUUGGGGUUUAUUAAGCGACAUGUUGUUGCUGUAUCGCAGUGCCAAGUGGCAAUUGGUUUUCCUGAUUUGAGAGUACGACGGCAGGAGUGUAGAAACAAGACAAAGCUGUAA